AAGAAUUUAUGACUUGAAAUUGGUCCACCACCAUUCCUUUGAACUCCUGGAUCUGAUAUCCAAAGAGAUUAAAGCUUUGGACCCAAAAAUGGUUGAUUCCUUAUGUGAGGCACUAUAUGAAGCAGCGGGUAGAGGAAAUGUGGAGUUUUUUGUGAGCGUGCUGCAAAUGGUUCCUGAACUCAUAUGGCAUCAGAAUGAAAAGGGGUCGACCAUUUUCAUACAUGCUAUCGAAAUUCGUCAGCCCAAAAUAUUUUCUCUCCUACAUGGCUUUGGUUCUAAACAAGCAAUGGCUACUGAGACCGAUAACAGUGGAAACAAUAUGUUACACAUGGCGGGACUAUUGGCACCACCCAGCCAACUUAAUAAAAUUCAUGGUGCAGCCUUACAAAUGCAAAGGGAACUACAAUGGUUUAAGGAAGUAGAGAGAGUCAUGACAGCUGACCGUUUGGAAAGUAAGAAUGAUAAAUCGAAGACACCACGAGAGUUAUUUACAGAAAGCCACAGUGAGUUGAUGAAACGUGCAGAAGAAUGGAUGAAAGAUACAGCCUCUUCUUCAACUGUUGUUGGUGCUCUCGUUUUUACAGUAAUGUUUGCCGUAGCAUUCACUGUGCCUGGAGGAAAUAAUCAAGAUUCAGGUUAUCCUAUUUUCUUAGGACGCAAACUAUUCGACAUUUUUAUCGUAUCAGACGCCAUAUCACUCUUUUCUUCUGUGGCUUCAGUCUUAAUGUUUCUAGCAAUCUUAACAUCGCGUUACGCAGAAGAAGAUUUUCUCAAAUCCUUACCCACAAAAAUGAUGAUAGGCCUUACCACACUUUUCGUAUCACUUGCAAGCAUGACAUUAGCAUUUUCUGUUGCGCUUCUCAUCAUGGUUGGCUCACAAAUUUGGCUUAGAAAUUCAGUCAUUGUUUUAGCUUCCCUUCCGGUCCUCUUGUUUAUAUGGCUCCAGUUUUCCCUCAUUUUUGACAUGUUUAUGUCUACUUAUGGUCCAAGCAUUUUUUAUGGGAAAGUUGAUCGCUGGCGGAAUUAUUACCGGCGGAGAAAGUCCGCCGGUAUUAAUACUAUUUUUACCGGCGGAAAACGUAGUCCGCCGCCAUUCGGAUUCCUCUCUGCCUAUCUUAGUGGACUCCGUUCUUUGAAAAGAGAUUGGCCAUUAUUACUCUUUAAUCCAAUGGAGUCUGGAUUCUCAGCAAGCCAUCGUUCAAGAAGGUCGAAUGGAGUCUAG
This is a messenger RNA of Humulus lupulus (European hop), 1222 nucleotides long. RefSeq lists its product as uncharacterized. The coding region runs from base 89 to 1222 and encodes 377 amino acids. Lineage: Eukaryota; Viridiplantae; Streptophyta; Magnoliopsida; Rosales; Cannabaceae. The transcript is spliced from 4 exons. The record is from RefSeq and is a predicted model, not a curated record.